AAUGUUGUUAAAUGUCUGAUAGGCUACGUUCUUACAAAUUGUGGUUGCUAUUUAUGUCAAAUAUUCGAUUUAUCCUUGAAAGUGUAAAAAAUAUUAUUUGUUGACACAAGGGCAGCUACAAAAUAAUGUAACAGUUCUUUUUGGUUAAUAAAUAUCAUCAGUUUGCAAGUGAUCAGUGCUAUAACCUAUAGAUUUGGCCAAGUCUUUAACAUUUCUUAUAAUUACUUGCGGGAUUGUAUUGCACGAAUUUGAUAAAAGUCUUGUUUACAUUCCAUGAAGUGUAUUGUGUUCGGUUCUUGUACCUUUUGAUAUUCGAACAGUGGUUUAACGGAGUUUGCUAUUGCAUUUGAAUAUGUGGAAGUCGGUGGUUUUUUGUAUAAAAUGUGUUUAAAUUUAAUUAAAAAGAUUGUUCAGUGUUAUUGUGGUGUAUGUGUUCGGAUGUUGCCGUAGGAUUGCCAUGUCCAGACUCGUCGAUUACUUCGUUAUAGUGGGUUUUGACCACGAAAAAGAAAGUGGCGGUCUGAGUAGCGGCGUGAUCCUUCAGCGAUUUCCAGAGACAAACUGGGACGAUACACCAUUUCACGACGGCAUCGAAUGGUUUUGCCAGCCGCAAGGAUGGGCUCUUUCGACGGAGAGGUCCGAGCCUCGGUUCUACGUGUCCGUCCUGACGGAUGUGGACGCCAACCGGCAUUACUGCGCGUGUUUGUGCUUCAACGAAACCGUCGCAAUCACACCGACCAAGCCUGCAGACGAGGACGAGGAAUCCCUGGAUUCGUCGAGGACAGUGGCGAACAUCACCCAUCACAGCAUCAUGUACGCGCCCAAGUGCCUCGUCAUCGUCUCCAGGCAGGACUACAUCGACACCUUCAGAAACUGCCUAGGCAUAAUCUAUACGGUGUGGGUAGAAAACCUGGGCGUGCCAUUAGAGACGCUGGUGGGUAACCUCCUGGGUUGCGUGCUGGUGCCGCCCGCCGGCGGGCCACAAGUGCGGUUUAGCAUCGGCGCUGGUGAUCGGCAGGCGUUGCAGCCGCCGGCAGCGCCGCCCAUGCCCGUCACCCAUACGGCUGUACACAUGCUGCUGAGGUUACUAGGUAUCCACAACUCGGUGACUCUUUGGUGCGCGGUGAUGAGUGAGCAUAAGGUGCUGCUGGUGUCGUUGGCAGCGGCCCGGCUGGCGGCCGCUUGCAGAGCACUGGCAGCACUCAUGUUCCCCUUCAGAUAUGCUCACGUGUACAUACCGCUGCUGCCUGCCGGCCUCGCUGAGGUGCUAGCAACGCCGACCCCGUUCCUUAUCGGAGUACACUCGAGUUUGAAGGAGGAGGUAUCAGACUUGUUGGACGUAAUAGUAGCGGAUUUGGACGUCGGCUCGCUACACAUUCCCGGUAGUGUGAACAUCCCCCGACCAGAAGGGAAGCUCCUAUCCUCGCUACAGGAUGCCCUCGCAUUAGUACUCCAGCCGGAGCUACGGUCAGCUGAUUCGGCAUUCGCACCCCCGCCGCCCGCUGCUUCCCCACCGCUUAUGCUGGAUAAGGAAAUCAGAGCUGUGUUCAUGAGGACGUUAGCCAGAUUGCUACAGGGUUACAGGCACUGCUUGACGAUAAUCCGGAUCCACCCGAGUCCGGUGCUGACGUUCCACAAGAUGGGGUUCCUUGGUGGGCGCGGACUGUCGCAGUGCCCGUUCGCAGUACGACUUCUGGACUCCAUGUUCUUCAACGGGCUGGUGGCAGAGCGCGGCCCGCCCUGGAGGCCCACCGAUAUCUGGGACGAGCUCGUGCAAAACUUACCAGAACAACUUCGAUUGGAGUCAUUAAAUCCUGAGUUAGAAUUAGUGCAUAUACAGGAUUUAGCAAUGCAGCUACAACUCAACGAGAACCCUAAUCCACAGGCCCCGCCGCAGCGCGUGCUGCGCCCCCCGGCGGGCGCGUCGGGCCGCAUCCACCAGCCGCCGCUGCCGGCGCUGGACGCCGCGCGCGUCGCCGCCGUGCUGCGGGACCUCGCCGCCAGGGGCGCCGCCAGCGCGCCCGCCGCCAAAUUGACUGGUCCUCGCGUACCGCAGCCGCGUAUCGUUCCGCCUGCAGCGCCACCGACCGGCGCGCCCGAUCACUGCCAGCUGCUCGUCACCAACUCUGCUCGACGGCUCGAGGUGCUGCGCGCGUGCGUGGCGGCGACGUUCGAGUGCCGGUACGCGGACGCGCGCAAGUCGUUCCCGGCCGUGCUGCGCGCCCUGCGGGCCCCGGCCGCGCGCGCCGCGCUCGUGCGGGACCUGGCCGCGCGCCUGCCCAGCAACAAGCACCUGCUGCACCACCACCAGUUCGAGCUGCUCGUCAGGUUGAUGAAUUGCGCCUUGCAGUCUACUACGCCCCUUGAUGAGCAUUCAAUAGCAGCGGCUAUGUUGCCAUUAGCCACCGCAUAUUGCAGGAAACUUUGCACCGGAGUCAUACAAUAUGCAUAUAUGUGCAUACAGGAGCAUGCGGUGUGGACAAGCCAGCAAUUCUGGGAGGCAGCAUUUUAUCAAGAUGUACAGAGAGAUAUCAAGGCGUUGUACCUGCCGAGUCCUACACAUCAUCAGAGGGUGCCUAGUCCCAGAGACGAUGAAGAAUACAUAUCAUUACUGAAGGCGCAAGAGCCCAGCGCGUUGGAAAUUGCCGCCGAGCAAAUGAGAUUAUGGCCCAGUCUAGUUCCAGAGAAGCAACGGGAGUUAAUAGCCAGCGAAGAGUCUACUUUAUACAGCCAAGCGAUACAUUACGCUAACAGGAUGGUGUAUCUGCUACUUCCGCUAGAGGGUGCGGGUAGAAGAGCGGAAGCGAGAGGAGACGAUGCCGACAGAGCAAGCAACAGUAUCACUAAUAGUGUUGCCGAAUCAGAUAGUGCAGAUGCAGAAUCAGGUUUUGAAGAAGCGGAUCCCGGUGAAGCUGGCAAUAAUGUUAUUAAAAUGGUUUCUAGAUUUGUUGAUAAGGUGUGUACCGAAGGUGGUGUAACAGCGGAACAUGUGCGCUGUUUGCAUCAGAUGAUCCCCGGUGUUGUACAUAUGCACUUAGAAACAUUGGAUGCUGUCGCGAGAGAGAGCCGUCGGCUGCCUCCUGUUCAGAAGCCGCGCAUCGCUCCGCCGGCACUGGUGAACGGCGAGGCGUUGGCGGCGCCAGCUCUGCGAGCGGUGCUGGUGGCGGAUGGCCGCUCCGCCGCGCUGCUGCCGGCCGACGGCGCGCUGUUCCUCACCAACUACCGCGUGCUCUUCAAGGGCGCACCCGCCGACCCCUUCGCGUGCGAACAGACGGUGUUACGAUCGUUCCCGCUGUGCUCGCUGACGCGCGAGAAACCCAUUCGAACACAUCAUCUUCCGCACCUCGAGCAGCCACUGCAGGAGGGGCUGCAGCUACGCUCCGCGACAUUCCAACUCAUCAAGGUGGCGCUGGACGAAGAAGUGAGCAGCGAACAAACGGAGGCGUUCCGGAAGCAGCUAGCGCGGUUGCGGCACCCCCCCGCGCCGCAGUUGCACUUCGCGCUUGCGCCCCGCGCUGCUCCUCCUCCGCCGCAUCACCACACGAAGCACCACACGCUCAAGGGUUUCGCAAAGAAGACCCUACUGAAAACGGCGCGGAAAGCGGGACUGAAGCCGAAGCCGUCCAAACGACAGAAGUACGUCCUGCCGUCGGCGGACGCGCGGUCACUGACCUCGCCACCACUCAUGGGAUCACUCUCCGCCGAUACGCUCUCAUUGGAGGAGCUGGACGUGAGUGGGUGUGCGGGCGCGGAGAGUACGGAAUGUGCGGCGCGUACGCUGGAGCGCGUGCGUGAGCGUGCGUACGCGCGCGACUGGGCGCGCGUCGGCCUCGCGCGGCCGCCCUUCCGCCUCGCGCACGCCAACGCCGUCUACUCGCUCUGCAGGAGCUACCCAGCACUGAUACCGGUACCGGAGAGCAUCGGCGACGAAUCAUUGCGGCGGAUCGCGCGCUGCUACCGCCAGGGUCGGCUGCCAGUCAUCACGUGGCGCCAUCCGCGGACACACGCACUGCUGGCCAGAUCGGCAGCGCCCCAUCAUAAAGGCGUGAUGGGAAUGUUGAAAGCUAGUCACCAAACGCCUGGUACUACCCAAAGUGGUACCGAAACCACGUCCAGUUUAGAACAAGAACGGUAUGUGGCAACACUGGCGGCCUGCACGCCGGCGAGAAGAGGCUCGCUACAAGACUCCAGCCUCAGCCUCGACUCGCUGCUGCUGGCCUGCGACGACGCGCCCCAUGGGCCCCACGCGCCCCACGCGCCCCACGCGCCCCACGCACACACGCCGCUCCUCUCCAAGGCCGCCGGAACUCUCAGCGUGUUGGGUCGCAACAGUGGCGGAAAGGGCGGCGUGAACCCGGGCGGCGGCCGGCACUUCGGGCGGUGGGGCUCCCUGAAGGACCGCCGCCAGCCCUCGCACCUCGAGCUGUACGCGCCGCGGCAGAGGCUAUCAACGGCCGAUGUUGAUUCAGUGUCGGGCGAGGGCGGGUGCGGGGGCGCGCGGCGCGCGGCGCUGUACGUGGUGGGCGAGAAGGGCGCGGGGGGCGGCGCGGGGGCGGGCGCGGGCGCGGGCGCGGGGGGCGGCGCGGCGGCGGCCUGCGAGCACGUGCCCGUGGAGUACGCGGACGCGCGCCACACCAAGCACGCCUUCAAGAAGCUCAUGCGCGCCGCCGUGCCCUCCGCCGCCGCCGCGCCGGAGGAGCCCGGCUUCCUCAGAUUAAUAGAAGAGUCCGGCUGGUUGUGGCAGCUCAGGCAAUUGUUUCAACUUUCGGGUGCAGUUGUGGAUCUACUGGAUUUGCAGGGCUCAUCCGUACUACUGUCGCUCGAAGACGGCUGGGACGUCACCGCACAGAUUUCAUCGCUAGCACAAAUUUGUCUAGAACCUUACUACCGUACACUGGAAGGUUUUCGUAUCAUCGUAGAGAAGGAAUGGUUAGCUCUAGGCCACAAGUUCCAGCAGCGGUCCAACAUCGCAGCCACCCCGCAGCAGGGAUUCACGCCGACAUUCCUCAUGUUUCUUGACGCUGUUCAUCAGCUCCAGAAGCAAUUCCCACUGGCGUUUGAGUUCAACGACUACUAUUUGCGGUUCAUUGCGUACCACAGCGUGUCGUGUCGUUUCCGCACUUUCCUAUUGGACAACGAGGCGCAGCGUGCUGAGCUGGGCAUUACCGCCGCUGAUGAUAAACGCGCAGAUACCAGUCGCCUGGGCGUGGAGACAGGCGCAGGGUCCGAAGAAGAGUCCGGCGGUACGUAUGCGGGUGGAUAUUCGUCACCACGCGCGCACCACGGACAGUCACUGUUCGACUACAUCGACCGUCACCACCAGAAGUCGCCGGUCUUCUACAACUUCCUCUACACGCCCGACCUCGACAAUCCGGUGCUGCGACCGGUGACCGCCAUCCACUGCCUGGAGGUGUGGCAGUACUACGUGAGCGAGGAGCUGUGCCACGGCGCGCCCUACGACCUGGAGGUGGUGGGCAGCGAGCCGCCCCCCGCCGCCGCCCCCGCCGCCCCCGCCGCCAACACCCCCGCCGCCCCCGCGCACGCGCAGCCCCAGCGCCGCCUCAUCACCGCGGGAUACGAUAGCAUAGCGCGCAGCAUGCCGGAUGCAUUCUCCGGAUUGCUGGAGCGGAUUCGGCAGCUGGAAUUGGAGCUAGGUCAUUUACCGCAGAAAUGGCGUGUGCGUUGGGAACAAUUGGAGCUGCCAAACACACUCGAGCUGCAGCGCGCGUCGUCGAUGUCGUCGGGCGUGGUGCGGCGCGCGACGCUGGCGUGGCACAAGCGGGGCACGCUCGAGGUGCUGGUGAGGGGCCGCCUCGCAGCCGCGCCGCCCCCCGCCCCCGCGCACCGCUGGGCGCCCGCCGCCGCCGCCGCGCCCGCGCGCUGCCUGCACUGCCAGGACCUGCUGUGGGGGCCGCUCAAGACGGGCGUUCGUUGCGUGGACUGCGGCGCGGACUGCCACAAUCACACUCCACACUCCACACUACUGCCCUGCACCAAGUACAAGGCGCCGCCCGCCGCCGACCGCGACCGAGACCGCGACCGGCCCUCCGCCGCCAACAGCGUGGCGACACUACAAUCGUCGUCGCAGCAAUAUUACGAGCAGUUCUCGUCGAACGUAGCCGAGAAUCGAACCCACGAGGGUCACUUGUACAAGCGAGGUGCACUACUCAAAGGAUGGAAACAAAGAUGGUUCGUAUUGGACUCGAUAAAGCAUCAGUUGCGGUACUAUGACGCCAUGGAGGAUUCGCACUGUAAAGGAUUUAUUGACCUGGGUGAAGUAAUCACAGUGACACAGGCUCCGCCCGCGCCCGGACCGCCUAAGAAAUGUGACGACAGAUCAUUCUUUGACUUACGGACGAGUCGACGCACGUACAACUUUUGUGCGAGCGACGCGAAUGCGGCGCAAGAGUGGAUCGAGAAACUGCAAGCGUGUCUGCAGUGAACACUACACCGACACUAUAACCGACUAGGCGAGGCAGCUCACAGCUAUACGCGUAACCAUGAAACAGGGACGCCAACCCUACAAGAUGAAUGGCCUUCGCAGGGGCGGACUAAGGCCUAGGUAACCAAGGCACGUACCUAGGGCCUGUAAUUUUAGAAAUACAGUGAUGUACGAGGUUUGAAAGACAAAUUUAACAAAUACAAGAUUUUAUAUUUUAAUUUCUUUGUAGGAGGUUAAAUCUUUUGAGGUUGGCGAUAUAUAGCUUCAAAGUUUUGAACACAUAUUUGAAGAUCAUCCAACAUAUACUUGACGUUUUAUUGUAAACCAACAUAGACUAUGCACAAAAUUGUCUGCGUGGAUACCUCAGUCAAAUCUAUUUAGACCGACAAGCAACUUCCAUAGGCUUUGUUCUAGAUUUAACCGUGAGAUGUUUUAGUGAAAUUACAGCUUUUGCUAAAAACUAUACUAUUUAGCAAUGUCAAAGUGUGAAAGCUCCCACUUGACAUCAUGCCACUCUUCAGUUUUAGUCAAUACUAGACUUUUCGGUAUACACAUGUACCAUAAUUGAACUUUGACACCGGAUGCCAAAGAGCAAAUAUUUGUUCAAAUAUGAAAUGUUUGCAAUACGGCGAAUUUGUAAGCAUUUGCGUAUUCGAAGCUAUGUCUAAUGUCGACUUUACCAAUGCACUGUGACCUAAAUUCGUCCGCAAAUUGGUACAAAAUAUAUUCGUUAUAUUUAAUCUAUAAUAUAAUAUGGAUUGUUUCUUUGUUUAUAUUAUUUUGAUUGUAAUGCCAUUUGUCACGAUUUACGACUUUAUUGACUCGACUCGAUCUAUUUGGAGAUUUUAUAUAGAAUUAUUAAAUCUCUGAAUGGUUUAAUUAUAUAUUUAAGAAAUAUAAAAAUUGACCAUCUUGAAAUGCUUUGUAAAUUAUGGUGUGAUUUGUUUGUUUACGUUAUUGCCAGACGUAAGCAUUGUCAGAAAGUGUUCCUAAAUUAUACUGAAUUUUAACUAAAGUAAUUUUUAAAAUAAAUAUUAAUAACUGAGAUUAAAAAUAAACUUAUUUACUUAAUGUUCCAUUUUGAUUCAAUAUGCUUAGAAAUAAAAAAAAAUUAUGAAUUGGUGGAUCAUUUAUAAUUUAUAAAGAUGGUAUAAUUUUUGUUAAUGUCACAAAAUUAAUAACAAUUUCGCUCGGAUUUUAAAUACCUGUGAUUUAUAAAUAUAAUUUUAACCAAAAUCGAAAUAAUACACAAAACUACUAGGUAACUACGUAAACACGGCAGUUUUAACGUGUCGCUAUAGUAUAAUGACAUCUCGUUUUAGAUACUUAAAUUAUAAUUAUUUCAUAUAAUUAGAAAAUGUAUAGAACAAUAUUCUUAAAAAAAUAUUUAUAAAAUUAUAUAGGCAUUUAUGAUAGAAUAUGCCGAUUAGAUUUUGCGUGGAAAGAAAAAAUACGCGGAGUCUAUGAUUCUGUAUUCUUUUAAAUUAUAUUUUUUUUUUUACUUUUUUUUCUAAAUUUGUUUGCCGUAAAGGAAACGAUUCAGAAGUCUUUCUACUGCGACAAAAUUUUGACAAAGCUUAAAAAUAUAAAAUUGUAUGUUCUUUCAUAAUGUUAAAUGAUUAUUAUUAAAUCGGCGAUGUUUCCAUUGUACGGUACACAAGUUCAAUGCUCAUAUUUAUACAUUAGCAUAGUUCGAUGUCUAUAUAAAUAGUAUAAACAUAUUGUUACGUUACGUUAUAUGUAAAUAUUUUAUCUUAGUUAUUGUUGUGUAAAGAAUUUUGUUCCAUUAUGAAUAUUUUCGUUCGUGUAAUACGUUUUAAUUAUUUUAUAAUAUUACAAAUUAUACUGCUAUAUUACAUUAUAUGUAUACGAUAUUAGGGUUUGCACAGACGAGGGAUUCUAAGAGAUUUUUUGUCGCCGAUAUAGAAUGUGGACUUAUUUUGCAUAGCCCAGAAUGGUCUGUGAAAAUAAUAAUAGUAAAUUUGUAAUGCGCAUAGAUAAACAAAAACAAUACUUACAGUGCAAAAAAAAUUACAAAAGGCGGUCUUAUCGCUAUUAGAUCUCUUACAGAUAACCUGGUAUUGACAGAGUAUUUACAUAGAGAAAGUUCGGAUAAAAACUAUUUUUUUUCGAUAGUCCGUGCAAACUCUUAUCAAAGUAUACAUUAGGUUGAAUUAAAGGAGAUUGUACUUUUGUAAUUUACUUUCAACAUUGAUGGGUUGUUGUAUUUGUACAAACAUUUACAUAUGCAUAACAAAGCCUUUAGUAUAAACAUAUACAUAUGUUAGUGCUAAAUAUACAUUAUUUUACAAAGAUAUUAUUUUUAUCCUUGAAUCUCGUUUAUAUGGAGGAUAUUACACUAUCUGGAUUAAGAUUACUACUGACACUGUUAUUAGGGUUUAUAUUUAUGAUUAACAUUCCGGCGAUGUAA
Achroia grisella is the source of this 8873-nucleotide messenger RNA. RefSeq names its product myotubularin-related protein 5 (gene Sbf). Lineage: Eukaryota; Metazoa; Arthropoda; Insecta; Lepidoptera; Pyralidae. Bases 458 to 6442 code for a protein of 1994 amino acids. The transcript has 41 exons. The record is from RefSeq and is a predicted model, not a curated record.